Messenger RNA from Vigna angularis (adzuki bean), 1179 nucleotides. RefSeq lists its product as uncharacterized. Gene Ontology annotation, biological process: translation. The record is from RefSeq and is a predicted model, not a curated record. The transcript is spliced from 4 exons. Gene Ontology annotation, cellular component: ribosome. Gene Ontology annotation, molecular function: structural constituent of ribosome; 5S rRNA binding. Lineage: Eukaryota; Viridiplantae; Streptophyta; Magnoliopsida; Fabales; Fabaceae. The coding region runs from base 471 to 995 and encodes 174 amino acids.
AUUUGGAGGAAACAAUAACCAUCGACGAAGGAUGUUUUCUAUCCAACUUGCUUUACAGUUGCAAGCGAUGAAUCUGAGUCGUACAAUGCAACACGUGGCCCUGGUGUGACCUGAAAACCUUUGAUUCACAAAUACAACAAACCAAGUAGCCUACUCUAAGAAAACUGUUCCCAGGGUUUGUAACCUCUCUGUCAUUUCGCUGCUAGCAAUUUAAUACUUAAAGCCGUUUCAAGACCCAUUUGAAAUUACAAAAAGUAAAAAUAAUCCCAACAUAGCUGCUCUCUUCGAUUACGUUUUGAGCUCAACAGAGGUCAAUUUUUCCUUCAAUGUCGAAUCAGACUGAGCAAGACUGCUGCUUUAAUGAACCGCGCACAAACUAUUUGCUAAAAUUCCUGUGAGAAACAUUCUUGCUUAUGUGCUGCUUGUGAUACAAGUUUUGAUGUUUUUGCAGUGCACGCAGUCCUUGAGACAUGGACAAUAUGGCUCUAAUGAAUGCUCCAAUGCUACACUUUAAGAAUUCUGCUCUCUUUGGAAUCCAUCCAAAAUCGUUUUUGUGCUUUCAGGCACAGAGUAGAAGUAUAACUAAGAAGCCAUUACUGGUGGAAGCCAGAGGUAGAGCAAAUACUAGAACAGAAAGUGCAAAAAUUCGGAACAGAAGGAUGCUGAAAAAGUAUAAUGGAACAGCUACACAUCCGAGGCUUUCGGUAUUUUGCUCAGAUAAACAACUAUAUGCAAUGCUUGUAGAUGACAAAAAUAGGAGUUGCUUGUUCUAUGGAAGCACGCUGCAGAAAUCCAUCCGACAAGAUCCUUCUUGUAGCGCUCUUGAAGCUGCUCAACGUGUUGGGGAGGCACUUGUCAAAGCUUGUGAUGAUCUCAAUAUAAAAGAAAUAUCAUCCUAUGAUCGCAAUGGCCUCCACAAACGUGGAGAAAAGCUACAAGCCUUUGAGACGAUCAUUUCAAGCUAUGGAUUCUUGCCAAGAAAAGGGUGUAGCUGAUAUUGACACUCUUAAUGAAACACUCUUAAUGGACAUGGUCACUUUUCUAGAAUAUUGGCUUGCAAUAUUGCUUGAUUCCCCAUUACUUAGAUGAGCUUUGGAACAUCUAACAUUCUUUGUGCCAUAAUAAUAUACAAUUAUUUGAAUAUCAAUCUAGAAUACCCUGCCAAGAGAUGUUUUUGUA